UACGCCUCAUUGUCUAUACGUUUCGUCGAAAGGACAUGCUGUAUGUAACUCAGAUCAUGCAUAAGGAUUGGGCUACGUCGUCUUACGAGGACAGGGUUGUCCUGAAGGAAAAAUGCAUUUUCGCGUUCCAACUUGCCAGGUGUUUCAUAAUUAUGGUUUAUCUUCUGGGGGCGGAGGAGAAGGUUCUGCCGUUUCGCGGCUACUUCUUCAUUAACCAGACGGUCUCGCCCAUCUACCAGUGUCUCUACGUCUUCAACGUGAUGGCCGGUGGCUUCGCGGGUGGCACGAUAACCAGCGCGACGGGCUUCAAUCUGAUCGCGAUAACGCACGGAUCGGCAAAAUUCUCGACGCUGCGAAGGAAACUCGAGAUGAUGAGUUGCGAUGAUCCCGACAUCAAACAAAUUAUGGCUGACUGUGUCAAGCGUCAUCAGGAUGCUAUCGCUUUCGCGGAUGUGCUGGAGAGGCUCAUAAACGUCCUGGCAUUAGGACAGUUUGUCAUCAGCACCGGUCUGGUGUGCUUCGCGGGAUUUCAAAUCACUUCAAUGUUGAGGAACAAAGGACGUUUGAUGAAGUAUUCGGCUUUCCUAAAUGCCGCUAUCCUCGAGAUUUUCAUGUUCAGUUUCAGCGGGAAUGAUUUAAUAAUUGAGAGUGAUGCCGUGGGCGAGUCGGCUUACAGUAGCGGCUGGAUCGGCGGUACAUUUUGCCAAAGUCUGCAAAUCAUGAUGUUACGGUCGGCCGUUCCUUCCAGGAUCACCGCCGCCAAAUUCUACAGCAUGUCCCUUGAAAGCUUUGCCCAAGUGCUCAGCACGUCCUUCUCCUACAUGAUGGUUUUGAUGGCAACGAGCCACGAGUAGGGAUCAGCGUGCGGCAUUGGCGAUUUCGGUGCGGACUCCAUCUCACAGAGAAUACACUAGCCGAAGCCCGUCAGCCCAAAAAUACACGCGCGGAUCAAAAAGGACCUAUGUGAAAGUCGCGGCGCGCUUUCAGAAUUCGCAUGAAAGGCGGAUGAAGAAGAAGCGCCCGAAGCUGCAAGAGCUGUGGCGGCGGGACGAAGAGCGUACGACACGGUGAUGGGCGAAAUGGAAUAUACAUCCCCCCCCCCAUAACGGCCCGC
Molecule: messenger RNA, 1114 nt
Organism: Dinoponera quadriceps
Lineage: Eukaryota; Metazoa; Arthropoda; Insecta; Hymenoptera; Formicidae
Product: odorant receptor 13a-like
Exons: 6
Coding region: 36-854 (272 amino acids)
Biological process (GO): sensory perception of smell; detection of chemical stimulus involved in sensory perception of smell
Cellular component (GO): plasma membrane
Molecular function (GO): odorant binding; olfactory receptor activity
Source: RefSeq, a predicted model, not a curated record